CAGGCAAAAAUUAAGGCACUUCUCAACUGGCGAGGAACCGAUUUUAUUUUAGGCGGGCGUCGAAGAAAGGACCUUCGAUUCAGUAGUGAUAUUUUCGCGUAAAAUACUUGGCUACCUUCGUCAAACAAAUAAAAACCAAAAACCAGGGGAAGUGAUUUGAAUUGAAGAGAGGCAAAUAUGCUGCAUGAAUUGCUGUUAGCACUGGUGGGAUGUACUGGGGAUUUCAUCAUAGAUGGAAGAGAAGAAGAACAAAGUACAGCGUCCUCUCAAUCCCUGGAUGAAGUUGCUGAAGAAUGCACAUUCAAGCUAGCCCCUGAUCUCACCUUCCUCCAAAACUCCGAGAGGGAAAUUUUGGAACGACUUCUUCGCCUGGGGUUUUUCUAUCGUGAACUGGACCGCUUUGCUGUAAAAUCACGCAAUCUUAGCUGGAUAACUUGUGCAAACCAUGAUUUUCAAAUACAAGAUCCAGUUGUAAUGAAAGGGAAAAAGAGACCAAGUGUUUAUCGCAGAGCUCUUGCAAAUGGCAUCUCUGAGGUGUUGUCAAUUUAUAGGUCUGCAGUUUUACAAGUGGAACAGAAUUUCUUGGCUGAUCCUGUGCCAGUGUUGGCUAGUGUAACACAGGGACUGAACAAGUUUGAAGUAUUGCUGCCACCACUUCAUUCCUUUAUCUUGGAAGUUGAGCGAGAAGAUGUUCGAGGAGGACGCCUAUUGAAUUUACUCCACAAGAAAUGUCACUGUGGGGUGCCGGAGUUACAAGCAUGCAUGCAGAGACUUCUUUGGCAUGGACAUCAGGUUAUGUAUCGACAACUGGCAGCUUGGAUGGUCUACGGUAUCCUUCAAGAUCAGCAUGAAGAAUUUUUUAUAAGCAGACAGCAUGGUGGGGAUUCAGAUGCUGUUGAUAAGUCAACCGAAGAUGCACAUUUGGCAGAUUGGCAUACAGGGUUUCAUGUUUCCUUGGAGAUGAAACCUGAUUACAUUCAAAUGCAAGUUGCGGAGUCCAUCCUUUUUGUAGGAAAGGCAAUUAGAGUUCUGCGCAAUCCAAGCCCAUCAUUUCGAAGCCAGGAUUUGGGAUCUCAUCAACAGGGCUCAAAAACUUCAAACAAAAUGUCUGCAACAACAGGAGGUUUUCCUUUACAAAAGGAUUCUUUAUUGGCAGUGAAGCCUUUAAAUGAUACCAAACUUCUUCCACAAUCUGAAGCUGAUAAAAUUGCUGCAAUGCUCCAAGAGUUGAAGGAUUUGCCUGAAUUCCACAAGCGCUCAUUUGAAUAUGCUGUUGAUUCUAUUCGAACUAUUGCAGCUGCACAUCUUUGGCAGCUUGUUGUUGUACAUGCUGACCUAAAUGGUCACUUGAAAGCACUCAAAGACUACUUCCUCUUGGCAAAAGGAGAUUUCUUUCAGUGUUUUCUUGAGGAGAGUCGUUCUUUGAUGCGUUUGCCGCCUCGUCCAGGAAGUGCUGAGACAGACCUUAAAGUUCCUUUCCAACAGGCUGCAGUUAAAACUAUUGGAGAUGAUGAUAGAUACUUUUCAAGGGUGUCAUUGAGGAUGCCAUUAUUAGAAAGUGUAACAUCAACCUCCAAGGGAGAUAUAUCAAAACUGAGAGCUAGUGGUGAUGGAAAUUCUAUUAGCUUAUCUAAUAUCUAUGGAAAUUCCACAGCAGGUGCAUCAUUAGAUGGUUGGGAUGGUAUUGCACUGGAAUAUAGUGUUGAUUGGCCACUGCAGCUGCUUUUUACUCGAGAAGUACUUGCCAAGUAUUGUAAAGUCUUUCAGUAUUUGAUACGGCUAAAGCGGAUUCAAUUGGAACUGGAGAAAUCAUGGGCAGAAGCAAUGCAACAAGACCAUGCAGAUUCUGCUCUUGAACGUAAAGAUCGUACAAACAGAUUGGUUUCCCAGCAACGUCGACAACAGCGCAUGCCAAUGUGGCGUGUUCGACAACAUAUGACUUACUUGAUUACUAAUUUGCAGUUCUACAUACAGGUUGAUGUAAUUGAAUCUCAGUGGAAUCUUUUGCAAGAACGUGUUGAAACUUCCAAGGAUUUUACUGAACUUACAAAAUAUCACCAAGAGUACUUAUCAGCUUUGAUUUCUCAAUCAUUUCUGGAUAUUGGAUCGGUAUCAAGAAUUUUGGACAGCAUCAUAAAGUUAUGUUUGCAGCUUUGUCGAUUAAUUGAACAAUAUGAAGGCAAUCCAAACACAGCAGAAUUGGAGCAGAUCACUGAGGAAUUCAACAAGAAAUCAAAUUCAUUAUAUACAAUCCUCCGGAGCAGCAAGCUUGCUGGAAGCCAGCGAGCACCCUUCUUGAGACAAUUCUUGCUCCGUUUAAAUUACAACUCUUUCUUUGAGGCUACAGCAAGAGGUGCACUAAAUGUUGUGAGACCGCGUCCAAGUUUGUCUGCAGGACAUUGAGAUCAACCAGGCCUCUGCUAAAUGGAGACCUUUUAUGCAAGUAGCCCUUCGCUUAUGUUUUUGGGGGAGUGCCAUUGCAACUUGUACUAGCAAAAUGUCUUGUUCAUGUGUCUCUUGCAGAGAUUUUUUCCUUUUCAUAAGGUACUUCGUUUUGAAGGUCAAUGCCAGCAAUCCUCGCUUAUUGAAAGGAAAUAAUCUAGAUGAUAUACAUAUGAUGAUAUUUUCUAUGCAAAAGAAGAUUGAUCAUAUCCUUUAGUUGGCCAAUUGCUUAGCUUAAAAUCUAAAUGCUUAGCCAAUUGAUCAUAUCCCUUAAUUGGCCAAUUGGAGGCUAGAAAUGGCUGUUGUAUGUGGUGUCUAUAGAUGUAUAUGUGCACUUAUUUUUGUCAUUCUUUCAUCAAUUUAAAUGUAACCGCAUCAUACUUUUAUUCAUGGUAAAAGAAGUGGUAACUAAGCUUAAAAUUUCUUA
This is a messenger RNA of Cryptomeria japonica (Japanese cedar), 2869 nucleotides long. RefSeq names its product gamma-tubulin complex component 4. Bases 178 to 2403 code for a protein of 741 amino acids. Gene Ontology annotation, biological process: microtubule nucleation; cytoplasmic microtubule organization; mitotic cell cycle. The transcript has 17 exons. The record is from RefSeq and is a predicted model, not a curated record. Lineage: Eukaryota; Viridiplantae; Streptophyta; Pinopsida; Cupressales; Cupressaceae. Gene Ontology annotation, molecular function: microtubule minus-end binding; gamma-tubulin binding. Gene Ontology annotation, cellular component: centrosome; spindle pole; equatorial microtubule organizing center.